Molecule: messenger RNA, 2754 nt
Organism: Amphibalanus amphitrite
Lineage: Eukaryota; Metazoa; Arthropoda; Thecostraca; Balanomorpha; Balanidae
Exons: 2
Coding region: 337-1863 (508 amino acids)
Molecular function (GO): protein dimerization activity
Source: RefSeq, a predicted model, not a curated record
UGAAAAAGGCUCCUCAAUGGGGGUCGAAAUAUUUGCCAUCAUUUAAAUAAAAAAUACAUUUACUCUUGAGACUCUGAAAAGUAAUACCAUUAGUGUAAAUGCUGUUCAGAUUCCUAUUCAUCACGUAGUAACCUAGCAACGAGUCACACUUCUUUUGUUUUUAAGAGUAGAUUGGCUAAUAUGGGGAUGUCCGUGGUCUUCACCCCUCACUUUCAAACACCUUUGCUUAUCGCGCGCGCAUGUCGUCUGCUAGACCCCUGGCCCGGCCCGCAUUCAAGAAACGAAAUUGUAUAAGGGCCUCAGGUGUCUUCUUAUCUGUGGCAAGUGCAAUUUAAAAUGAAGAGACAGAAGAGGCAGUCAACACUCAACUUCUUUCUCAAAAAGAAGAAAUCGGAAGAUGAGAGUUCACCUGCCAUCCGGCCAUCCUAUCCGGAUGUCUUUAAGACACUUCGCCCCCUCACUGAAGGCGCUGAACUGCGAAUGUCUGGCGUUAACCUGGCCCGCGUCAUCACCGCAGUGCUGAACGACCUGAGGCUGGACAGGGCGGCCAUGGUAGCGCAAUGCUACGACGGAGCGGCCUGCAUGGCCAGCGAGCGUGUCGGAGUGGCCGCUCAGAUGCGGUGCGACUCGCCGCUGGCGCACUACUUUCAUUGCGCUGUCCACGCCUUGAACCUGGCGACGUCCCAACUGACCAAGGUGGACAUCAUCAGGAACGCUCUUGGAUCUUUGGAGACGGUGGUCACCUUCCUGACAGGCGGUGCGAAGCGCGAGGAGCUGCUGCGCACUGCCCAGAAAGAGGCACUCGGCGAUGGGGAGAAGCGAAAGCUCCUCAAGCUGUGCCAGACGCGCUUCGUGGAGCGACACGUCGCCGUGGAGCGUUUCUGGGAGGAGCUUCCCGCUGUCUGCCUGGCCCUGGAGCUGAUGGCUGAGUGGCAGGACCGACGCACCAGCUCUCAGGCAGCUAACCUUCUGACUGCAGUAACCCAGGGAGAGUUCCUGGUGGGAGUGGCAGUGGCCCGGAAGCUGUCUGGCGUUCUUCGCCCGCUCUCCACAGCACUGCAGGAGAGAGGGAUGGACCUGGUGCGGUGCCUCAGUCUGGUGGACUCCACCGUCACCGUCCUUCAGGACAUGCGCACUAACUCCGACACCGAGUUUGAAAAUCUGAUGGUGGACGCCACGGCCAUGGCGGCAAAAUUCAAGAUAGAGAUAAAGAAGCCGCGGCUUCCAAGCAGGGCCGCCCACAGGAGCACAGCAGCUGCCGAUCAAACUCCUGAAGCCUACUACCGAGCGAACACCUUCGUGCCCGCCCUAGAUGCCGUCAUCUCAAACAUCAGGGACCGCUUUGGCGUGCACCAGAGGACGGCGUUCCUACUUAGCCGACUCCUACCGAAGAAUGUGAGCGACUCCACCUGGGAGCAGCUGGAGCCUGUCUUCAGGCAGUAUGCCAGCCUGAUCGGAACCUGCACGGAACAGCUCUGGUCUGAGCUCCGUGUCUUGGCGGCCAUGUGGUCGAACCGGCCGAAGACGGAGCCGGAGGUGCCGCUGACUGCCAUCGGCACGCUGAACGAGUGCAGCCAGUGCACCUUCCCAGCCAUUCACCGACUGCUGCGGGUGCUGGCCGUGCUGCCGGCGACGACUGCGGAGGCCGAGCGCCUCUUCUCAAAGGUCACGCGAACGCUGACUGCGCUACGGUCCACGAUGACGGAAGAUCGGCUGGAGGCCUUGGUUCUCCUCCAAGUCCACAGGGACAGGCUGCCGUCGACUGGCCAGGUGGUGGACCGCUUCGCCGCCUGCGGAUCUCGCCGGCUUGACUGUCGGCUGCCGCUGAUCUCGCCAGCUGCCGCUCCCGCCGCCCGCCGCUGAUCUCGCCGGCUGCCGGCUGCCGCUGAUCCCGCCGGUCUCCGAUGAUGCUGCCGGCUGCCGCUGAUCCCGCCGGUCUCCGAUGAUGCUGCCUGCGCCACUGAUGUUGCCGGCUGCCGGAGUCACUGAUCCUGCUCCUGAUCCCGCUGAUCUACCUGCCGUUUACCCACACAAAUAUAAACAAUACAGUUAUGUGUGCGUUAAAUCCGUUUGUGUUGCUCCAUCAAGGAAAAUAACGAUUUUAAUUAUUUGAAGGUUAAUAGUGAAACCAUGCCUUGUUGGUCAUGUGCACUUACUUGAUUUCUGAUACAGAAUUAAGUGAUGCAUUUUGCAUGCACUUAAAGGAAACAUCGCACCCUUCAACAUGGGAUUUCAAACUUAACAAUCCUAUGCGGCAUGCCUGAAUCUCCCCUCACCCUCAGCCGAAUGAGUAUCUUUAUGUCAAGUCAGUGCAAAGCCGAGCGGAACAGGCUUACAUUACAAAAAAUGCGCUGUUACGACCGUUUUACGUUCACUAGUUUGAGAGAAACGAUAGAAAUUUACGGUUUGUCGCAAAAAUGCCGCUGUACGUUUUGUAUUGUUUUGGUAAAACUGUCGCAAAGUUAGCAAAAUAGUUACUGGUUCGAAAAAUCAUAGGGAACAUUGUUCCUACUGUGAAACUUAUUCACUUAGCUUUUUAGCAGCUUUGAAUGAAAACUUCGAAGGUAGGUCGUUUUCUUUAAUGCCAUGUUAUAUUUUCUAGACAGAGGGUGUUAAAACACCUCCCGGCCCACAAAGUUUGCGCCAAGCACCGACCCGGAGUGGGUUAACUGGUCGACAAAAGCAAUGUGAAGUGUUUACAAAGUAAUAUAAGGGCAUGGGUCGCGUGGGCUACCAUUUUAUACUUCUUUUUUU